This is a messenger RNA of Mesitornis unicolor (brown roatelo), 1272 nucleotides long. It is a transcript of the gene FSTL1, whose product is annotated as follistatin-like 1. Lineage: Eukaryota; Metazoa; Chordata; Aves; Mesitornithiformes; Mesitornithidae. The annotation marks the transcript as partial. The transcript is spliced from 9 exons. Gene Ontology annotation, molecular function: protein binding; calcium ion binding. Gene Ontology annotation, biological process: multicellular organism development; cell differentiation; regulation of BMP signaling pathway. The record is from RefSeq and is a predicted model, not a curated record.
GAAGAGCCAAGAAGCAAAUCCAAGAUCUGUGCCAAUGUUUUCUGCGGAGCUGGACGGGAGUGUGCAGUGACUGAGAAGGGAGAGCCAACCUGCCUCUGCAUUGAGCAAUGCAAACCUCACAAGAGGCCUGUGUGUGGUAGCAAUGGCAAGACGUACCUGAACCACUGUGAGCUGCACCGUGAUGCCUGCCUCACUGGCUCCAAGAUCCAGGUGGAUUAUGAUGGCCACUGUAAAGAGAAGAAGUCUGAGAAUCCAGCUGCAAGUCCAGUCGUCUGCUACCAGUCAGACAGGGAUGAGCUUCGUCGCCGCGUCAUCCAGUGGCUGGAAGCUGAGAUUAUCCCAGACGGCUGGUUUUCCAAGGGCAGCAACUACAGCGAAGUCCUGGACAAGUAUUUCAAGAGCUUUGACGAUGGUGAUUCUCGCUUGGACUCCACUGAAUUCCUGAAGUUUGUGGAACAGAAUGAGACUGCUGUCAACAUCACCACCUACAUGGACCAGGAGACCAACAAGCUGCUCAGGGGACUGUGCGUAGAUGCCCUCAUCGAGCUGUCAGAUGAAAAUGCCGACUGGAAGCUCAGCUUCAAUGAAUUUCUGAAGUGCCUCAGCCCAUCCUUCAACCCACCAGAGAAAAAGUGUGCCCUGGAAGAUGAAACCUAUGAGGAUGGAGCAGAGACUCAGGUGGAGUGCAACCGCUGCGUCUGUGCCUGUGGAAACUGGGUGUGCACUGCAAUGACAUGCGAGGGGAAGAAUGAGAAGGUGCCCUCUCGGCGACAGCGACCAGAUCAAGACUUGACUGAGGAGGAGCUGGCUAGAUACGUUCAGGAACUGCAGAAGCAUCAGGAGACGGCCGAGAAGACCAAGAGAAUGAGCACCAAGGAGAUGUAAGGGGCCUCCACACCGGAGGAGCCCAGGAGGAUGGGCCCCACCUGCCGCCCUGUCCUCCAGCGCUGAUCUCAGUAUGCACAAGUGUCUGCUACAGUUGCCCAGUCACAGAUAUUUACAUUGUAUAGCGAUGGGUUAUUUGUUUUGUAAUACACAGAGAAUGGGGCCAGGAAAGGGGAGCAGAGCCCACCUGUUCAGGGAGCUUCAUUGCUGGGACCUUGGAAGGCUGGGAGGGACUUUCAGCAGUUUCUGGGACCCUCUCCCAGAGCAGACAGCUGCUCCCUCCGAGAGCUGACAAGGAUUUCUCGUUGCCCUGGAUCUGGGGAAAGGACAGAGGUCAGUGCUGGAUAGAAAAGGGGGUCUUCAAUUGAUACAGUUGCCAGCACCGGC